Pseudopipra pipra is the source of this 3112-nucleotide messenger RNA. RefSeq names its product pineapple eye protein-like. The record is from RefSeq and is a predicted model, not a curated record. Lineage: Eukaryota; Metazoa; Chordata; Aves; Passeriformes; Pipridae. Gene Ontology annotation, cellular component: nucleus.
CAAGAGUCCUCAGUGGCUGCCCCAGGGCCUGGCAUUUGACCCUGCGCUUGCUGCAGCAGCAGCCGCCCCGGCUCUGUGCUUACCGAGGGCUCGGGACCCGCCUCGGAACCUCGGUUACCAAGGGGCUGCCUCACAGUGGGGGGGGUGGGCUGGGGCCAUCCCUGCCCGUAUUUCAGGUGCAUGAUGCUGAUGUCACAGUGGCCACUGUGACCCGUGAGGCCAAGGGCACAAAAACGGGACUCUGGGCUCAGGCCCAGUGUCAGUGUUACCUGAUCACGAGAGGAGAAGGAAGAGGAGGGACAGCCCCCCUUUUGCAAACGCCUCUCGCUUCUUUUGCACAGAGAGUGUAGGAGCACCUGGAGGAGACCUCGGUGUUCCUCAACCAGACGAUAGAAAGAGACGGCAGAGAGAGACCGGGCUCACACAGGGCUGACCAGCGAGUCAGGGGGCUCUACGCCUCAGGGCUCUGGCCCUGUGUUGCAGACUCGUCUCACUUCUGCCUCAGAACCAGUGGAGGAGCACCUGGAGGAGACCUCGGUGUUCCUCAACCAGACGACAGGAAGAGACAGCAGAGAGAGACCAGGCUCACACAGGGCUGACCAGCGAGUCAGGGGGCUCUACGCCUCAGGGCUCUGGCCCUGUGUUGCAAACUCGUCUCACUUCUGUCUCAGAACCAGUGGAGGAGCACCUGAAGGAGACCUCGGUGUUCCAAGGAUAGAGACCCACCACUGACAGUCACCAUGUCAGACAGGGAGGAGGAGGCCCCUGAAGGGAGAGAGCCAGAAUGCCUGCUGUGUCAGAGAUCAGAUGCUGACCCGGACAUAUGUGGAGAUAAAAUCCAGAAACAUGGGAUCUGUGCCCACGUGUUCUGCCUGUAUUUUGCCAGCAUCCUUGAUCAGCAAGAGAAUGAACGAGUAGGACUUCAGGGCUUUCUCCCAAGGGAUAUCCUACAUGCAGUCAACCGAGCGGCACAGACGAGCUGCUGCAUCUGUGGCCAGAGUGGAGCCACCAUCUCCUGCUGUGAAACAGACUGUGACCUGAGCUUUCACCUGCCCUGUGCCAAGCAGGGAGGCUGUGUCACCCAGUUCAUUACACCGUACAGCUCCUACUGCCCCGCACACAGCCCACAGCAGGCAGUGGAGGCGACUCCAGAGCCGGGCACCGAAUGCCUCAUCUGCAUGGAGCCUGUGGAGGACAGAAAGACCUUUAACACCAUGGUGUGCCCAGCCUGUAAAACCACCUGGUUCCACAGGGACUGCAUUCAAGUAGGAGUGUUCCCUAACCCGAGGGACACAGCAGGGGCUCAGCAGCACCAGGGCUCACUCUCACUACUUGUGUUUGUCCUGCAGGGACAGGCUCUGCGCUCUGGAUUUUACUCCUUCCAGUGCCCCAUCUGCAGAAACAGGCCGGCAUUUCUCGGGGAGAUGUUCACCAUGGGGAUCCGAAUCCCCUUCAGACCACCAACAUGGGAGGAGAAUGAUGCGUUCGCCGAGCUGUUAGACAGACACAGGCGCUGUGAUGCCAGUGAGUGCUUUUAUCCAAGAGGCAGGCAGGAGGCAGAGGAACAGGGGCCCUGGGAACUGCUCCUGUGCUCCUCCUGUGCUGCCGAGGGCACUCACAGAUACUGCUCUAGUGUGCGGAACACCAUAACCGGCUGGGAAUGUGACAACUGUGCUCGCCAGAGCAGCCGCAGACGCCGUGGCACGACAGUCUGCAUGGACAACUGUGAUUGUGACAGCUGUGCUGAGAACUUCACAUCCUCCAGUGAAUUCUCAAUCCUUGCUAGACUCAUGGAGGAGUCUCCUGCUGUGUCAACAGAAGACGAGACCAUCAACCCCAGCACCAGCCAACAGGCAGCAUCAGAGCAGUCUCUGGAAUCUCCCUCAGAGGAGACGAGCAGCCCCAGCCUCUAUAGUCGGGUAACAUCAAGGCCAUUCCACAGCAACAUCCCAGAAACUGAGGACAGCAGCUGCUCUCGCAGUCGGAGGCCUGACCGCCGGCAAAACCGCACCCGCCGGCAAAGUCGGCCCCAAAAUCCACAUCGGUCCAGAAGUCCCCUGGACAGGAGCCAUGUGCCGGAACCAACUGCUGCGAGGUGCAGGCCCAGGGAGAGACAAUCAGGGCCAUCCUGCAGGCGAAGACGCUCCCGCCGGCAAAGUCGUCCCCAAAAUCCACACCUUCGGUACCCGAGUCCCUAUGACAGGAGAUGUUCACCACACCUCCGGUCCCCGAGUCCCCAUGACAGGAUUUGUUUGCCACCACCACCGAGUCCUCGGAGGCGCAGCCGCAGCGAGGAGGCUUCAGAGACAUCCAGCAACCGAAACCGCUCCCGCCAGCAACGUCGGCCCCAAAAUCCACACCUUCGGUCCAGAAGUCGACGUCACAGGAGCCAUGUGAGAACACCAAGGGAUGGGAGCUGCACCUCCACCCAGGAAGCAUCAGAGACAUCCCGCAGCCGAAACCGCUCCCGCCAGCAACGUCGGCUGCAAAAUCCACGCCUUCGGUCCAGAAGUCGCCGUGACAGGAGCCAUGUCCCAACACCAAGUACUGGGAGGCGCAGGCCCAGCCAGGAAGAAUCGGGGACAUCCCGCAGGCGAAAUAGCUCCCGCCGCCAAAGUCGGACCUCAAAUACAUCUGGCCGGUCCAGAAGUCCCCUUGACAGGAACCGCACGCCAGCACCGAGUGCUGGCAGGCGAAACUCAAGGGAGACACCUGCCAGGACUUCCCAAAGACAACAGCACUCCCGCCAGCAGCGUCGGACCUCAGAUUCAUCCAGCAGAUCCAGAAGUCGCCGUGAUGGGAGGCGUGAUAGAGCACCCAGUGCUGGGAGCCCCGCUCACCGCUCAGACGGUGAGACAGGGACUCCCCACUGAUGGGUUACAUGUCAGAGAGGAAGGAGGAGGCCCCCGAAGGGAGAGAGCCAGCAUGCCAGCUGUGUGGACAAUCAGAGGCUGACCCGGACGUGUGGAGAAAAAAUCCAGAUGAAUGGGCUCUCUUUCCACGAGUUCUGCCGGGUGAGUUGCUUCAUGUUUUGACAGGCAGUCCCUGCCACUCUCUCCUCAUCAGUACGUGUCGUUUUUUCUACAGGUUUUUGCCAGCCACCUUCAUCUGC